CAGGAGUGCCAAUAGCAGACACUAUAAGAGAAGCAGCAGAACUGCAUAACUACCAGACAAUUCCAGAAGAGAAUCCCCUGAAUCCUUUAGGUUACAUGAACAUAGUAAAUAGUAUAUCGCAUGGAAUGAGAGCUAAUUCAGCGAAAGCAUUCCUCGGAUCUGUUAAAGAAAGGAGCAAUCUAUUAGUAGCGCUUCAAUCUUUCGUGAAAAAAGUUAUCAUCGAUAAAAAAUCAAGAAUUGCAAAAGGAGUUGAGGUUGCAAUAGGAAGUAAAACAUUGAAAUUAUACGCGAAGAAGGAAAUAAUAGUAUGUGCAGGUGCCGUAAAUUCUCCCCAACUUCUCAUGCUUUCUGGUGUAGGACCAAAAAAACAUCUAGAAGCGAUGGGAAUUGAUGUCAUUGAACACUUGCCGGUGGGAAAGAAUCUUCAAGAUCAUGUGGUAUUUUUAGGUGUCAUUUUGACAUUGGACCAAAACGCUAUCAAAACCCAAAAGCACUUGAAUCUCAUAGACAAUAUUUACGAAUAUUUAGUGCACAGAUCAGGAGACUUAGCUGGAAUCGCGCUAACAAAUCUGCUGGGAUUUGUCAAUACAAGAAACGAUUCAAUAUACCCCAAUAUCCAGUAUCAUCACUUGCUGUAUCCACCUGGUGAUACGUAUUUGUUACCAACAGUGAGUAAAGCUAUGGGUUAUAAUGAGGACGUUGCUAAGAGUAAGUCUGAGUAUAACCAAAAACAUCCAAUGUUAGAAAUUGUUCCCACUCUUCUUUCACCAAAAUCUAAGGGGGAAAUUUUGCUAAGAACUGACGAUCCUUUCGAGAAGCCUAUAAUCCAAUCAGGAUACUUUACCGAAGAAGAGGAUAUUGAUGUUCUAUUAACAGGGAUAAGGUGAGUAUUGAAAGUGGAAACGAUUGACAG
Messenger RNA from Leptinotarsa decemlineata (Colorado potato beetle), 913 nucleotides. RefSeq names its product glucose dehydrogenase [FAD, quinone]. Lineage: Eukaryota; Metazoa; Arthropoda; Insecta; Coleoptera; Chrysomelidae. The record is from RefSeq and is a predicted model, not a curated record. Gene Ontology annotation, molecular function: flavin adenine dinucleotide binding; oxidoreductase activity, acting on CH-OH group of donors.